This is a messenger RNA of Nicotiana attenuata, 772 nucleotides long. RefSeq lists its product as uncharacterized. The record is from RefSeq and is a predicted model, not a curated record. Bases 31 to 480 code for a protein of 149 amino acids. NCBI's taxonomy places the organism in Eukaryota, Viridiplantae, Streptophyta, Magnoliopsida, Solanales, Solanaceae. The transcript has a single exon.
AACCAAUAAUACUACUAAUAAGAAUGACUAAUGCAGGUGAACAAGUAUGAUGAUGCUUGGAAAAAGCAAUGGUACGGAGCGGGACUAUUCUACGAGGGCGGAGAACAAGUGGAAGUUGAUGUGUUCAAAAAACUGGAGAAGCGAAAAGUUUUGAGCACUGUGGAGAAAGCUGGGCUUCUAUCAAAGGCUGAAGAACUAGGCUUUACGCUGUCCUCCAUAGAGAGGUUAGGAGUAUUUUCAAAGGCCGAAGAACUGGGGCUGCUCAGUUUGCUGGAGAAGGCAGCGAGUUUCUCGCCUUCUGCUCUGGCAUCGGCGGCGCUCCCUAUUUUAGUGGCGGCUAUACUAGCAAUCGUGUUGAUACCUGAUGAUUCCGCGGGUCUUGUGGCGGUCCAGGCCGUUUUGGCUGGAGCACUCGGGUUGGGAGCUGUCGGGUUGUUAGUUGGGUCAGUUGUUUUGGAUGGGUUGCAGGAGGCUGAUUGACCAUCGUGUAUAUCCAACCUCACUUGAAAACUACCCAAAAAACGGAAAAGAAAGGAACCAAUUCCUGAAAACGUCAAAUAAAAGGGAUAUUUUUAUGCUUCUUACUUUUUAGCUGUGACUGUGAGAUUCAUAUCGUCUGUGUCAAUUUAUUUGGAAUUUUGGUGUAGUUAUUGUUGCUGUACGUUCUAGCUGUUACAUGCCUUACUUGACAUUAGAUUUGUGUUGAAACUUGAAACUAAACCAAUUCUUAAGGUUACGCUCUUGAAUAAUUUUUGUAGUUAUUGUAUGUGAA